This is a messenger RNA of Populus trichocarpa (black cottonwood), 1126 nucleotides long. Its product is annotated as transcription factor bHLH36. The record is from RefSeq and is a predicted model, not a curated record. Gene Ontology annotation, biological process: regulation of transcription by RNA polymerase II. Gene Ontology annotation, molecular function: RNA polymerase II transcription regulatory region sequence-specific DNA binding; DNA-binding transcription factor activity, RNA polymerase II-specific; protein dimerization activity. NCBI's taxonomy places the organism in Eukaryota, Viridiplantae, Streptophyta, Magnoliopsida, Malpighiales, Salicaceae. The coding region runs from base 232 to 999 and encodes 255 amino acids. The transcript has 3 exons. Gene Ontology annotation, cellular component: RNA polymerase II transcription regulator complex.
UGAGUGGAUUUACUUUUGUACAAAGACACAGUUCCACAUGGAAGAAAAGCUUUAACAAUGCAAGAGUGAGGUCACCAAUCAUCUCUCUUCUUGUGGAUUUCUUUUUUCAAGGGAUGUUUGGCAAAUCAGGGCCAUAGAAGAUCACAUACCCUAACAAACGUAUCUUCUUCUUUAACCUCCAUUGCCACCUUACAUAAAGAAAGCUUCAAGCCUGAACAAAAACUUUGCUCAAUGUUCCCUUUACACCAAGGUGGUGAGCUGUGCUUCAAGAUUUCCUCCAGUCCACACCAGCAAGACAAUAUCCCAGAUCUGAUUCUUGCUCAUCAAUAUGCUGAAAUCCAUGGCAGUACUGAUAUAACCAACAAUAUGGAGAAAGGUCGGCGGCGAAAUAUAAUUUCCAUGGACAAUAAUGAGGCUGCUAGAGAUAAUAAUAACAAUAGUAAGAAGAAGAUGAUGCAUAGAGAUAUUGAAAGACAAAGGAGGCAAGAAAUGACAACCCUUUAUGCAUCCCUUCGAGCUUUACUUCCUCUUGAAUUUAUCAAGGCCACUAGGGUUUGUUUGGGAUUUCAGGGAAAGCGUUCGAUUUCAGAUCACAUGAACGAGGCAGUGAAUUAUAUAAAGUAUCUCCAAAAGAAGAUCAAAGAAACUAGUGCCAAAAGAGAUGAGUUAAAGAAACUAUCCGAUUUCAGUUCUGUUGCCUCACCAAGUGGAUGUUCUAACAAAUCUUCUUCAAGUUCAGUAGCUCUCCAGCCAUAUCCAGGUGGUAUUGAGAUUACGUUUGAUAGUGAUUUAAUGGGGAGAGAUUUGCCCCUAUCAAGAGUAUUGCAAGUGUUGCUUGAAGAAGGAAUUUCUGUUAUCAACUGUGUUUCCACCAAAGUAAAUGAAAGAUUAUUCCACUCUGUCCAAACUGAGGUCAAUGAUCCUACAUGCUUAAAUUUAUCCGAGCUGUGGCAGAAAUUAACCCUAGUAGUUUCUUCUACAAGUGAUUUAUCCAAGUGAAAUGUUGUCCUUAUUCUUGGAUUGACAUCUUGCACUGUAACACUAUUCUAAACACUUUUCUCAGCUUGGUGUUGUUUUUGAGAACCUUUGAUGAAAAUGCUUUUAUUAAUUAGAAGUAUUUUGUUAA